ACAAGAGGCGCCAAUAUACAACCGUCAGACCAAUGGUGCCGUGGACCGCUUAUCAAACGCUCAGUCUCAUAAACUGCUCGUCGGCAGGCUGUGUACGCAGCACAUAAGACGUCUGGUCAGAACCGACUGAGGCACACUCGAUUACCACGCACCUGUACGACCAGCGCUGAGAAAACCCAAAUUCCAGCCAUGCAGACGAAAGUGAUCGUCCCAGUUCUUGUGACAUUGGUCGUCGCUGUGGCGGGUCUCUCGGCGGCCAUUCUCGACGAACAUGUGGUGUGUCCUGUCGUGGACCACAAGGGCGAUGAUGUCACGUACUUUCCUAACAUCUACAACUGCUCCACAUUCUACGUGUGCUCUCAGGGCGUUCCAAAACUCAUGGCAUGCCCUGAUGGACUGCACUUCAACCGCACGGUGAACGUGUGCGAUCACUCGUAUCGGACUGAAUGCGACGAGGUUCGUCUCCCAAAGCCUCUCUUGCCAACUACCGAGGCCCCUCCUGCGACCGAAAGGAUUAUCAUCACCCAAGUCGUCAAAGAAAUCAUCAAGAAUGCUGAUGACCAAGCACCAUCGUCGUAGGCAAUAAAAUUCAUGAGAAAAAAGAAACAA
Rhipicephalus sanguineus (brown dog tick) is the source of this 609-nucleotide messenger RNA. RefSeq lists its product as uncharacterized. Gene Ontology annotation, cellular component: extracellular region. The record is from RefSeq and is a predicted model, not a curated record. NCBI's taxonomy places the organism in Eukaryota, Metazoa, Arthropoda, Arachnida, Ixodida, Ixodidae. The transcript is spliced from 3 exons. Gene Ontology annotation, molecular function: chitin binding. Bases 190 to 579 code for a protein of 129 amino acids.